AUGGCUGCAAAGGCGAACAAGUACUCGGUUAUCUUGCCGACGUACAAUGAGCGAAAGAACCUGCCCAUCAUCACCUGGUUGUUAAACCGCACUUUUACUGAGAACAACCUCGACUGGGAACUCAUCAUCGUCGACGAUGGAUCCCCCGAUGGAACCCAAGAAGUUGCCCAGCAGCUCGUAAAGGUCUACUCCCCACACGUCCUCCUGAAGCCCCGAGCCGGCAAGCUUGGUCUCGGCACGGCCUACGUCCACGGUCUCCAGUUCGUCACCGGCAACUUCGUCAUCAUCAUGGACGCCGACUUCUCCCACCACCCCAAGUUCAUCCCCCAGAUGGUUGCUCUCCAGGACAAGGGCAACUACGAUAUCGUCACCGGCACCCGCUACGCUGGCGAUGGUGGUGUCUUCGGCUGGGAUCUCAAGCGCAAGUUUGUCAGCCGCGGCGCCAACCUGUUCGCCGAUACCGUUCUGCGCCCUGGCGUGAGCGACCUGACUGGUAGUUUCCGACUGUACAAGCGUGCUGCCCUGGAGAAGGCCAUUGCUACCACCGAGAGCAAGGGAUACAGUUUCCAGAUGGAGCUUAUGGUCCGAGCAAAGGCUAUGGGCUGCACUGUCGCUGAGGUUCCUAUCUCGUUCGUCGACCGUCUGUACGGUGAGAGCAAGUUGGGAGGCGACGAGAUCGUUCAAUAUGCUCAGGGUGUUUUCAACCUGUGGCUCAAGGUCUAA
Molecule: messenger RNA, 723 nt
Organism: Fusarium sp. VM40
Lineage: Eukaryota; Fungi; Ascomycota; Sordariomycetes; Hypocreales; Nectriaceae
Source: the annotation of a GenBank genome assembly